AUGGCCUCUCGCCGGCGUCCUAGUCCUACCACUCUAGUCUUCCUGGUGUUGCUAUACCUCUACUACGCGCCGAGCUGCGCCUUCUCGCUCUCCUUCAACCUCAACUUCUCCGACCCCAGCGCCGGUUCAUCCAUCGCCGUCGCCGGCGAUGCAUUCAUCAGUCCGUCAACGCUCGAGCUGACGAAAAACACACGUAGUACGGGUAUUCAGAACAGCGUCGGCCGGGCGUCCUACGCGCACAAAGUGCCGUUGUGGAGCAACAGCACCAGCGAGAUGGCUAGCUUCACCACCACCUUCGCCUUCCAAAUCACUCCGGACAAGGACAGCCUGCCGCUGACAGGCGAUGGGAUGGCCUUCUUCCUCGGCCAUUUCCCUUCGGUGAUCCCGCGGGACAGCUACGGCGGCAGCCUCGGCCUCCUCCUCACCAACACUAACGGGACAGGCGACGGUCGAAUCGUGGCCGUCGAGUUCGACACUUUCUUCAACACGCGAUAUGGAGAUAUCAACGGGAACCAUGUCGGCAUCGACAUCAACUCUGUCAACUCCACGGCGUCCACGAGAACGACGAGACCGGGCAAGAACCUCACGUCGCUCCAUGUUAUGGAAGCCACCAUCAAGUACCAGAAUGACUCCAAGAUGCUGGCCCUUGACCUCCUCAUCGACGAUGUCUUGUACCAGCUCAUUGCAACCGUCGAUCUGAGAAGAUACUUACCGGAGGAGGUCGCCGUGGGCUUCUCUGCGGCGACCGGCGACAUCGCCGAGUUGCACCAGAUACUGUCAUGGUCAUUCAGUUCCACUUUGCAGCUUGAAUCAAAGAAGGAAGCAGCUCCACCUGCUCAACCUCUUCCGAUUCCAAGUUUUCCAAGCACCAGCAGCAAAAACCACAAAACGUUGGUACCAAUCCUUGUAUCCGUACUAGUUCCUCUGCUUUUUUUGGUGGUCUGUGUCGCGGUGGUGCUGGGAUGGAGGCGACACAAAAAAAGAAGAGCAAAUGAGGACAGCGAAGAAGAGUGUGACGACAGAGCUGACCUCGAGAGAGGUGUGGCUGCCGGCGGCCCCAGACGGUACGUGUACCAUGAGCUGGUCGCCGCAACAAACAACUUCGCGGAGGAGGAGAAGCUCGGGCGAGGCGGCUUCGGGAGCGUUUACCGGGGUCACCUCAUACUCACACUCGCAGGCGCCGUCGGAGGUGACCAAGACCGUCGAGAGGUGGCGGUAAAGGUGCUGUCAGCAGAGUCGUCGUCGCAGGGGGAGGAAGGAGUUCGAGGCAGAGGUGAGGAUCAUCAGCAGACUCAAGCAUCGCAACCUUGUCCAAUUGUUGGGUUGGUGCGACAGCCGUAA
Molecule: messenger RNA, 1341 nt
Organism: Triticum turgidum subsp. durum (durum wheat)
Lineage: Eukaryota; Viridiplantae; Streptophyta; Magnoliopsida; Poales; Poaceae
Source: the annotation of a GenBank genome assembly